Solanum tuberosum (potato) is the source of this 2717-nucleotide messenger RNA. RefSeq names its product pollen receptor-like kinase 4. The record is from RefSeq and is a predicted model, not a curated record. Lineage: Eukaryota; Viridiplantae; Streptophyta; Magnoliopsida; Solanales; Solanaceae. The transcript is spliced from 3 exons. Gene Ontology annotation, molecular function: protein binding. The coding region runs from base 1869 to 2579 and encodes 236 amino acids.
CUCUCACCAUGUCCUCUCAAUUUCAGUGGUCUUCUGGUUGCAGUUGAAGGUAAAAGGAGUAUCAGCAAAAAGAAACUAGAAUAUGGUCUCUGCACUUUAAUUCCUUGUCGUAGUUUAUCUGACAGGUCCAAUUAAAAGUUGUCAAACUGAUACAAAGCUCACAAAUAUAAAGAAGCUGCAAUGUUAGAAGAUGAAGAUUGCUGGUAUAGACUUUGAAGGACAGAGAGUGUUACUAAAUUCGACCUUAGACUUGCUCUAUGGACUGCUGACGGGAGAACGCAUUGCCCUGAGUAGACAUGGAAUUGGUGCCAUAAUGGUUCAAGUUACAUACUUUAGAGAAGCUACGGAUCAGGUUUCUUGUUACAAUAUCUCUAUUGCAACAGUUCUUUGCCGUACAAUACCUUUCAAAUUUAAAUUUUGUAUUAGUCUUUUUUAGCGGACAAUCUCUGAAACCCAAGGGGGUUUGAAUUGAAUUUUUUUUGUGAUCGGAUAGCUGACUCUCGACGUGGCUGCAGGUUAGUAAUAGUAAAGAAAUAAUAGAUAAUUAAUAAAACCAAAGUAUAGAGCUAGAGAAUUUUAUCCCGGUUCGGAUCACCAUAUGCAUCAAUUGUUGAUUGCUGAUUUCUCUCCUUCUGCUGAUGCUGUGCAUUUCUGAUUUCCUUGAUUGUUACAAGGUUGCUGACUUUCACAUUUCUGCUUCCCUUGAUUGUUGGUUGCUGACUACAACUGCUUUGACUAUCUUCUAGGAUUGUGUCUUUUUCUUUAUGCUUGCGCUGUCCAGUCGUCUGGGGAUGAUUUCCUUUUCUGGGCAGUGUGCGUCCUUAUUCUUUGAUCCUAUAUUGUUUAGUUAUUAGAUGUUGUCAUCAUUAAAAUGAAAUAUAUGCUAACAAUCUCAACUACUAGUUAUCGACCUCCCAAACUGCCGAAAGUACUUUUUCUUUAUCAGUAACUUUAGUCUGAGCCCAGCUGUUGCUGCACCAUUCAUUAAACAAGAAAGAAAUAGCCGUUUAUCACAUGAUUAUAUUUUUGUUCUCUUCAUGUCAUUAACAAGUUGUCGAGAUUAACAAAGAAUUUUUUCACUGUGUUGGUCACUAUGCAGCUAAUGUCUAAUGGUCUGCAGUCUGCACUUUUCAAUUUUUGUCAAUAUGAAUGUUUUGCCUUCAUACUAACAAAGUAAUGCAUAGUGCAAUCCUUUAACUUGUUAAGUUAAUAAUUGUGUUUGUUAUCAGAAAACCAAAGAUAAAAAAACAUAUAAGAAAUGCCCAAUUUUCCUUGUUUUUGUGGCUCUUCCAUUUGGGAUUCAUCUUAACAAGGGAAAGCUGAAAGGGGUAAAUGAAUUUAGGCAAGACCUUUUGGAAACUCUUAAUUGAGGGAUAGUUAAAUAGUAAAUAGUAAAUUAUUAGGAGUUAAACUGUAUAUAGGAGUCUCUGUGUAUGUAUUAUUUUCUUUUAUUACAAUAUAUUAUAUAUGGACACAUAAUUAGAUCUGUAGAGGAAGAUACUACAUAUAUUUUCUUCUCCAAUUCUUGUUUUUAUAUAGAAUCAGAGCCAAUCUAUCCUUGUUAGUAAUUGUUAUAUAUUGUGUUCCCCAAUGUUGGGCUUUGAUUACAUUGUUCACUCUCCAGUUGACAGGCCUGAACGAUGUGUUUGUUUUGUCCUUAUGUCUAUUGAACAUUUUUUUGUCUAUAAGUUAGUUUUCGGGGUUGAGUUAACUCUAUUUUCUCCGCUUGGAUGAUGCCAAAUUGUAUGAAUAAGAUCAAACUGGCAAGCAAAUAUAUUGUCUCUCUCUUUAUAUACUCAUUUUUCAUCUUCGAACACCAUCAUAUUCUCUCUCUCUUAUUUAACCACAUCUAAUGUGAUUCAACAACGAUGGCUUCUUCAGCAAGAAACCAUCCGUUAGCGAUCACUCUCCUCAUAUUAACUUGUCUGACAACUUCAUCUUCCAGCCAAGAACCUGAAGCCAUUCUCCUCCUCAAGUUCAAGUCUUCACUCACAAACACCACCUCACUUAGCAACUGGGAUCCCUUGGUGCAGCUUUGCAAUGGCAGCGUUUCGAAUUGGAGCGGAUUGCUUUGCUUCAACGGAGAAUUCUUCGGUCUCCGUCUUGAAUCCAUGGGAUUAUCAGGGAAUCUCGAUAUCCACACACUUUCCCAAUUAACUUCUUUACGUACUAUGAGUGUUAUGAACAAUAACUUUGAAGGGUCAUUUCCGAACGUGAGCAAACUUACAGGACUGAGAAGUUUGUUCUUUUCAAAUAACCAUUUCUCUGGUGAGUUGCCAGAUGAUAUUUUCACAGGAAUGUUGUUCAUGAGGAAGAUUUUAAUGGCGAAUAAUGACUUUACUGGCAAGAUUCCAACGUCGUUAUUGGGAAUUCCAAAACUUGUUGAGCUGCAGGUACAAGAUAAUCAGUUUGAUGGUAGAAUACCGGCAUUUGCUCAACAGGAUUUACGAGUAAACGUUGCAAAUAAUAGACUUGAAGGUCCAAUACCACCUCAACUUAGCAGCCAAAGUGCAAGCUCAUUUGAAGGAAAUUUGGGCCUAUGUGGGAAGCCGAUGCCACCAUGUCCACCUUCAAAGUAGAAGAAAGGAAAUAAAGGCGUGCGAAAGUUGGUACCACAGUUAUCUUAAAAAAAAUAAGUUGUUGAAAUGUAGUUGAGUUAUGGAAAAUACAAAGUAUAUGUUAUUUUGUUUUCCUAGUCAUUGAAUAAUGGAAUUACG